AUGCCGCAACAGCAACAAGCUAGCAUUCUGCCUUCGGCCGAAAUGCCAAUGCCCGGAGGGGCAAUGCAAUACCGGCUACUUCGAGCAUUGGACGACAACAUGUCGCUCUACGAAUUGUCUCUGGAGCUCGCCAAGAUUGGCCGCGAGUUCCCCAAGGAUCCUGUCCUCAUCGCCAACCACGUCAGGAUUGGCCCUACGGCCCUGGCCCUGUGGACGGAUUCCGGCCGCAAAUGGGAAAUGUUCAUGCUUCUACUCAGCAUGCACAGGUCCACGAUCCGCGCCAUCAUCCUCGGCACCGUUGCCUACGAGGCAUGCCACGGUCGCCUCGAAACGUACCCAAACCCUGCAUUCAACGAAGACCAUGCUCAGGGCGUCUACGUCGUAGGCCUGCGAAGAAUUGGCGCCGGCGGCAAGUUCCUCACCGUCAACGAGCUGCGCAGACUAAUCACGGGCCUAGAGAGGUACAUUGAGGGCUGCCGCGUGCUGUGGAACGUCACGACCCCGUCGCAGCGCACCGCGCGCCAGUCCGAACUGGCCCAAUGGGUUGCAAUGGUGGACGGCAUGUAUUCCACUGCCUCGAAAUCCCUUCGCCCGAUUGCCCUCGCGUACCCCACAGAGGCCAGAUUCAUCGAGGGCCCGCCAGACACACGGUCCGUCCAGGCCUUUAUUACUUCGCUUCGCAAAAGGCUGCCGGCCGAUGCAAGCGCUGCCGUCGACCCGGACGUUCGCCACGUCCAGAGUCCCCUCUACGUCGGGUGCUCCCGAAGACUCAAUAAUAGGCUCGCAAACUACCGCAAGACGCAGCACUUCUCGUCUGUAAACCGGUCGCUCGGUCUGACGGUAAGCGUCCUCGCCGCCCUCGGAUUCCACGUAGACUUGUCCGUGCAUGUUGUUCUCCGCACCUGGAAGGCCAGCCAGCUGCGUACGGCAGAGCAGCUUGUCGUCACACUGGCCGGGUCGCUGGUCCACCAGACCGGAUUCAACUCGAUCCCUGGCGGCGAUAAUGCCGGAUCCGACGCUGGCAUGGCCCAGGCCGAAGACCUUGUUCUCGGCUGCCCCAACGGUCCGCUACAGGACAACAUAAUCAGCUGCCGCGCCGAUCGCGAGCAACGACUGCGGUUCGAGGCAACGCUCGAAAGACUCGACUCGGGCAUCGCGAGGAUAAAUGCCGUCACUCGAGAAUGCGACUCCAUCAUUGAGCGCUUGCAGCCGUACAUGUCAAUACCGGCCGCCGACCUUGAACGGUCCAUAGAAGCUGAUAUAGAAGCUCUCGACCAAAAGCUAGACCAAGUACGGCUCGCCGAGAGCUGGGCAGAAGCGCUACUGCGAGCGUACAAAUACGCAGCUCCAGAGCUUUGCCAGAGUAUUGACGAUGAAAUGGAGGAUAUUGAUUAG
Messenger RNA from Metarhizium acridum CQMa 102, 1395 nucleotides. The record is from RefSeq and is a predicted model, not a curated record. Lineage: Eukaryota; Fungi; Ascomycota; Sordariomycetes; Hypocreales; Clavicipitaceae.